Messenger RNA from Danaus chrysippus (African queen), 624 nucleotides. Lineage: Eukaryota; Metazoa; Arthropoda; Insecta; Lepidoptera; Nymphalidae. The record is from the annotation of a GenBank genome assembly.
AUGAAGUUAAAAUAUCCAAUUCAACGAAAUAUGGGACCUCCCACUAUAUUGACCAAGCAAGAGGAAUCUUUGCUCAAAACUUCGAUAAUAGCAAUGGCAAAAAAAGGAUUUCCAGUCAAUAAGGAAAUGGUAGUUGACACUGUUAAGAAAAUUAUAACUGACGAGAAUCGACCAAAUCCCUUUAAAGAGAAUACCCCAGGUAGAAAAUGGUUUUCCAGUUUUUUAAAACGACAUCCAGAUGUAGCUGCACGCCAUGCGGAAUCUAUAAACAUUUCUAGAAGUCUGGUAACAGAAACUGCUUUGAAAAAGUGGCAUGCAAAUUUGAAAGAAUACCUAGUCGCUGAAGGCGUAGCUGAUAUCUUAGAAGACCCCGAAAGGAUUAUUAAUGCAGAUGAAUCCGGAUUUCAAACAAGCCCGUCAUCUGGUUUAGUGUUAGGUCCGCGAGGGUAUAAAAAUUUUUACGAAAUAAAAGAAAAAGAGAAGGAGAACAUAACCGUACUAGGAACUUUUGCAGCAUCUGGUACCAUAUUACCACCCUUGAUUAUAUACCCAUAUGCACGAAUACCAUCUGAAAUCGUUAGACAAAUUAAUAAAGAUUGGAGCAUUGGUGAGAUAAAAGUGUAA